CAACCCUGGAGAGGAAUUAAAUCUAAAAUUUCCUCUACACUGUCUCCUCAACAUCUAAACUACCUACUACACAUUCUAUGAAGUUCUCUUGACAUCUCGAUAAAUUUGGGCUUGUUUGUCCCUAAUUUCUUUGGAGAGAUAGCCACUAUUUCUCAUCGUCGUAUCAAGUUUCGCUGGCUAGGCAUAUCACAAACAACUCCGGCUAUAAUGUCAAUCAUGAAUCCAUGGGAGGAAAACGCACUCCAAUACCAUUAUCAAGACGAUGCCACUAUUUCAGUGCCAAGUAGCGUCGCUACGAGGCAAAACGACACCGUGCACGACAACAUCAUCUAUCCUGGACUAUAUGCUCCGAGUGGCUUUGAUAUGAUGAGUAUCCUUAUCCGAGUCAUGGCAAGACCAAAUCCGGUCAUCGAUCUUGGCCCCAUAGACGCAUCAUGUGCUCUGAUCAUGUGCGAUCUUGCGCAACGAGAUUAUCCCAUAGUAUACGCAUCGGAGCCAUUCACAGAACUGACUGGUUACACCCAGUCCGAAGUCCUCGGACGAAACUGUCGAUUCUUACAAGCACCCGAUGGCAACGUCCGGAAACGUUCUGUCCGCAAAUACGUGGACAAAGACCUCAUCAAAGCAAUGCGGCAAGCAGUCGAGUCCAACAAUGAGCUAUCUGUGGAAGUCGUCAACUUUAAAAAGGACGGAAAGAGAUUUAUCAACAUGCUGACCAUGAUUCCGGUUCACUGGGAUAGUCCUACGCCGAGGUACUCCGUCGGCUUUCAAGCCGAGAAGACUUGGUAGAUGAGCACGUAAGACUUUGUUGAGGAAUACGUCCAGAAAUUUCGAAGAACGCAGAGUCAAUCACGGAAAGGGGCAGGAAGGCGUUGGGCGUGAAGUUUCAAUUUUUCUAUUUCGAAGUAUGAUACCCCGUCGCCGAUAUAUGCUACUAGGCAUUUACACCGAGAUUUGGUAUUGGGUAGGCUUUUACAUAUAUCCAUGGAUAUCUGCUUUUAGGCAUUGCAUUUG
Messenger RNA from Hypoxylon fragiforme, 1014 nucleotides. RefSeq names its product putative vivid protein. The transcript has 3 exons. Gene Ontology annotation, cellular component: nucleus. The coding region runs from base 208 to 789 and encodes 193 amino acids. The record is from RefSeq and is a predicted model, not a curated record. Lineage: Eukaryota; Fungi; Ascomycota; Sordariomycetes; Xylariales; Hypoxylaceae.